CAAGUUACAUGCUAUCGUGCACAGUAAGGAUAAUACAAAACAAACAGCACUUGAUUUGUACUUGUACAUAUUUAUUUUCACAAUUAAGAAGUGUUGAAGUCAGAAAUGGAAACAUACUCAAAAAUUUUCCUAGAUGAAAAUCAUGACAGAGUAAAGAUGGAAAUGGGAGAAGGUGCUGAUAGCUAUGAAAAAGGAAACUCAUAUGAAUUGGAUUUUCAAUACAUGACUGAUGAAGGGCAUAUUGAGGAUAAAAAGACUGAAAUCAUGGAUAUUGUUCAUCAUUACACUGAUGAGAAUGGAAUAAGAUUGUCUUUCAAAUAUGAAACAGGCGACUUUGCUUUCAACCAGAAAAGCAAUCUUGAAGGGCAAAUAGAUUCUGUUCAUUUGAAUGAAAGAGAACAUAAAUGUCACUUAUGUAAGUUUGCAGCCAAUCAGAAAAAUAACCUCAAAAUUCAUAUAGGUUCUGUCCAUUUGAACAUAAAAGAAUUGAAAUGUCACUUAUGUGAGUAUGCGGCAAGCAAGAAUGAAACCCUUCAAAAUCAUAUGGAUGCUGUCCAUUUGAAUAAAAAAGAACAUAAAUGUCACUUAUGUGAGUAUGCGGCAAGCAAGAAUGAAACCCUUCAAAAUCAUAUGGAUGCUGUCCAUUUGAAUAAAAAAGAACAUAAAUGUCACUUAUGUGAUUAUGCAUCCAACCGGAAAGUUGACCUCAAACUUCAUAUUGAUUCUAUCCAUUUGAAUAAAAAAGAACAUAAAUGUCACUUAUGUAAUUAUGCAGCCAACCGGAAAGCUUAUCUCAAAAAGCAUAUAGAUAAUAUCCAUUUGAAUAAAAGAAAACAUAAAUGUCACUUAUGUAAUUAUGCAGCCAAUCAUAAAUGUUAUCUUGAACAGCAUAUAGAUUCUGUCCAUUUGAACAUAAAAGAAUUUAAAUGUCACUUAUGUGAGUAUGCUGCAAGCAAGAAAGAAACCCUUCAAAAUCAUAUAGAUUCUGUCCAUUUGAAUAAAAAAGAACAUAAAUGUCACUUAUGUAAUUAUGCAGCCAACUGGAAAGCUUCUCUCAAAAAGCAUAUAGAUUAUAUCCAUUUGAACAUAAAACAAUUUAAAUGUCACUUAUGUGAGUAUGCUGCAAGCACAAAAAUAACCCUUCAAAAUCAUAUAGAUGCUGUUCAUUUGAAUAAAAGAAAACAUAAAUGUCACUUAUGUAGUUAUGCAGCCAAUUGUAAAUCUUAUCUCGAAAAGCAUAUGGAUUCUGUCCAUUUGAACAUAAAAGAAUUUAAAUGUCACUUAUGUGAGUAUGCUGCAAGCAAGAAAGAAACCCUUCGAAAUCAUAUAAAUUCUGUCCAUUUGAAUAAAAAAGAACAUAAAUGUCACUUAUGUAAUUAUGCAGCCAACCGGAAAGCUUAUCUCAAAAAGCAUAUAGAUUAUAUCCAUUUGAACAUAAAACAAUUUAAAUGUCACUUAUGUGAGUAUGCUGUAAGCACAAAAAUAAGCCUUCAAAAUCAUAUAGAUGCUAUUCAUUUGAAUAAAAGAAAACAUAAAUAGCACUUAUGCAAUUAUGCAGCCAAUCAUAAAUCUUAUCUCGAAAAGCAUAUAGAUUCUGUCCAUUUGAACAUAAAAGAAUUUAAAUGUCACUUUUGUGAGUAUGCUACAAGCAAGAAAGAAACCCUUCGAAAUCAUAUAGAUUCUGUCCAUUUGAAUGAAAAAGAACAUAAAUGUUACUUAUGUAAUUAUGCAGCCAAUCAUAAACCUCAUCUCAAAAAGCAUAUAGAUGCUGUCCAUUUGAAUAAAAGAGAAUUUAAAUGUCACUUAUGUGAUUAUGCAGCCAACCGGAAAGAUCACCUCAAAAAGCAUAUAGAUUCUGUCCAUUUGAACAUAAAGAAUUACUAAUGUGAGUAUGCUGCAAGCACGAAAAUAACCCUUCAAAAUCAUAUAGAUGCUGUUCAUUUGAAUAAAAGAAAACAUAAAUGUCACUUAUGUGAUUAUGCAUCCAACCGGAAAGAAUACCUCAAAAUCAUAUGGAUUCUGUUCAUUUAAAUAAAAAAGAACAUAAAUGUCACUUAUGUGAUUAUGCAUCCAACCGGAAAGAAUACCUCAAAAUUCAUGUGGAUUCUGUU
Messenger RNA from Harmonia axyridis, 2111 nucleotides. Its product is annotated as zinc finger protein 600-like. The transcript has 2 exons. Gene Ontology annotation, molecular function: DNA-binding transcription activator activity, RNA polymerase II-specific; RNA polymerase II cis-regulatory region sequence-specific DNA binding. Gene Ontology annotation, biological process: regulation of transcription by RNA polymerase II. Lineage: Eukaryota; Metazoa; Arthropoda; Insecta; Coleoptera; Coccinellidae. The record is from RefSeq and is a predicted model, not a curated record. Bases 106 to 1539 code for a protein of 477 amino acids. Gene Ontology annotation, cellular component: nucleus.